GCGGGGCGGAGAGGGGAGCGGCGGCGGUGGCGACCGGCACCGGCCGCGCGCAGGUACGGGCCGCCGAGUUCGCGGGGCCGUGCGCGGGGCCGGGCGCCAGGCUGGGGACUCGGCCCGCCGUGUGCGUCUGCAGAGGGAGCGUCCGCGCGCUGCGCACUCGGCGCCCCGCCGCGCGGCCCCGGCUGCCGCUGUCCCCGCCCCGCCGGCCCGAGCUACCUGCGGCCGCCGUCGGGGGCGGGGGUCCCCAGCCCUGCGGAGCCGCAUGAACAAUAGGCGGCGGCGGCUCCUGCGAGCGGCGGCGGCCCCGCACCCUAUGGAUCGGCCGCUCCAUGGAGCCCUCCAGAGCGCUUCUCGGCGGCUUGGCGAGCGCCGCCGCUGCCGCUCCGCCGGGGGAGGAGGGGUCGGGGGCCGCGGCCGAAGAGGAAGAGGAGGAGGAGGAGGCGGCGGCGGUGGCCCCCGGGGAGCUGGGCUGCGAUGCGCCGCUGCCCUACUGGACAGCGGUGUUCGAGUACGAGGCGGCGGGCGAGGACGAGCUGACCCUGCGCCUGGGCGACGUGGUGGAGGUGCUGUCCAAGGACUCGCAGGUGUCCGGCGACGAGGGUUGGUGGACCGGGCAGCUGAACCAGCGGGUGGGCAUCUUCCCCAGCAACUACGUGACCCCGCGCAGCGCCUUCUCCAGCCGCUGCCAGCCAGGCGGCGAAGACCCCAGUUGCUACCCGCCCAUCCAGUUGUUAGAGAUUGACUUUGCGGAGCUAACCCUGGAAGAGAUUAUUGGCAUUGGGGGCUUUGGGAAGGUCUAUCGUGCUUUCUGGAUAGGUGAUGAAGUUGCCGUGAAAGCAGCUCGCUAUGACCCCGAUGAAGACAUCAGCCAGACCAUAGAGAAUGUUCGCCAAGAAGCCAAGCUCUUCGCUAUGCUGAAGCACCCCAACAUCAUUGCCCUUAGAGGGGUUUGUCUGAAGGAACCCAACCUCUGCUUGGUCAUGGAGUUUGCCCGCGGAGGGCCUUUGAAUAGAGUGUUAUCUGGCAAAAGAAUUCCCCCAGACAUUCUGGUGAACUGGGCUGUGCAGAUCGCCAGGGGGAUGAACUACCUACAUGAUGAGGCCAUCGUUCCCAUCAUCCACCGAGACCUUAAGUCCAGCAACAUAUUGAUCCUGCAGAAAGUGGAGAAUGGAGACCUGAGCAACAAGAUCCUGAAGAUCACUGAUUUUGGCCUGGCUCGGGAAUGGCACCGAACCACUAAGAUGAGUGCUGCAGGGACCUAUGCUUGGAUGGCACCGGAAGUCAUUCGUGCCUCCAUGUUUUCCAAAGGCAGUGAUGUGUGGAGCUACGGGGUGCUGCUUUGGGAGCUGCUGACGGGGGAGGUGCCCUUCCGAGGCAUUGAUGGCUUAGCAGUGGCUUAUGGAGUGGCCAUGAACAAACUUGCCCUUCCUAUUCCUUCUACAUGCCCAGAACCUUUUGCUAAGCUCAUGGAAGACUGCUGGAAUCCUGACCCGCAUUUACGACCAUCUUUCAUGAGUAUCUUGGAUCAGCUAACUACUAUAGAGGAGUCUGGCUUCUUUGAAAUGCCCAAGGACUCCUUCCACUGCCUGCAGGAUGAUUGGAAGCAUGAGAUUCAAGAGAUGUUUGAUCAACUCAGGGCCAAAGAAAAGGAGCUCCGCACCUGGGAGGAGGAGCUGACACGGGCUGCGCUCCAGCAGAAGAACCAGGAGGAGCUGCUGAGGCGUAGAGAGCAGGAGCUGGCCGAGAGGGAGAUUGACAUCCUAGAACGGGAGCUCAACAUCAUCAUCCACCAGCUGUGUCAGGAGAAGCCUCGGGUGAAGAAACGCAAGGGCAAGUUCCGGAAGAACCGGCUGAAGCUUAGAGAUGGCAACCGCAUCAGCCUCCCCUCUGAUUUCCAGCACAAGUUCACGGUGCAGGCUUCCCCAACCAUGGAUAAAAGAAAGAGUCUUAUCAACAGCCACUCCAGCCCUCCUGCAAGCCCCACCAUCAUUCCUCGCCUUCGAGCCAUCCAGUUGACACCAGGUGAAAGCAGCAAAACUUGGGGCCGGAACUCAGUCAUCCCAAAAGAGGAAGGGGAGGAGGAGGAGAAGAGAGUCCCAAAGAAGAAGGGCCGGACAUGGGGGCCAGGGACUCUUGGGCAGAAGGAGCUCUCCUCAGGAGAUGAAGGAUCCCCUCAGAGACGUGAGAGAGCUAAUGGUUUAAGUACCCCAUCAGAAUCUCCACAUUUUCACUUGGGCCUCAAGUCUCUGGUAGAUGGAUACAGACAGUGGUCGUCCAGUGCCCCCAACCUGGGAAAGGGCCCGAGGAAUAGUCCAGCCCUACCAGGGUUCACCAGCCUUAUGGAGAUGGAGGAUGAGGACAGCGAAGGCCUGAGGAGUGGAGAGAAUCGUCUGCAGCACUCACCCAACCAGCCCUACCUCUGUAUCCCGUUUCCUCGUGGAGAGGAUGGGGAUGGUCCCCCAGGUGAUGGAGUCCAUGAGGAGCCCACCCCAGUUAACUCAGCCACGAGUACCCCUCAGCUGACACCCACCAAUAGCCUCAAGCGCAGUGGUACCCACCAACGUCGCUGUGAGAUGGCUCUGCUUGGCUGUGGGGCUGUUCUGGCAGCCACAGGCCUUGGGUUCGACUUGCUGGAAGCUGGCAGGUGCCAGCUGGUUCCCCCAGAGGAGCCUGAGCCACCAGUCCGAGAGGAGAAGAAGAGACGUGAGGGUCUGUUUCAGAGGGCCAGCCGUCCACGUCGGAGCACCAGCCCCCCCUCCCGCAAGCUCUUCAAGAAGGAAGAGCCCACGCUCUUGCUGGGAGACCCUUCUGCCUCCCUGACGCUGCUCUCACUCUCCUCCAUUUCUGAGUGCAACUCCACCCGCUCCCUACUGCGCUCUGACAGUGAUGAGAUUGUGGUGUACGAGAUGCCGGUCAGCCCAGUUGAGGCCCCACCGCCGACUCCAUGUACUCACAACCCCUUGGUCAAUGUCCGGGUGGAGCGCUUCAAGCGAGACCCUAACCAGUCCCUGACUCCCACCCAUGUCACCCUCACUGCCCCCACACAGCCAAGUGGUCAUCGUCGGACUCCUUCUGAUGGGGCCCUUAAGCCAGCGGCUCCUGUAGCCAGCCAGAGCCCCUCCAGCAAUGGGCUGAGCCCCAGUCAUGGAGCAGGAGUGCCGAAAACCCCCAGUCCCAGUAGAGAUCCAGGUGAAUUUCCCCGUCUUCCUGACCCCAAUGUGGUCUUUCCCCCAACACCAAGGCGCUGGAACACCCAGCAGGACUCCACCUUGGAGAGGCCCAAGACUCUGGAGUUUCUGCCUCGGCCACGUCCUUCUGCCAACCGGCAGCGGCUGGAUCCUUGGUGGUUUGUGUCCCCCAGCCACGCCCGCAGCGCCUCCCCAGCCAACAGCUCCAGCACGGAAACACCUAGCAACCUGGACUCCUGCUUUGCAAGCAGCAGCAGCACUGUGGAGGAGAGGCCUGGACUCCCAGCCCUCCUCCCAUUCCAGCCAGGGCCGCUACCCGACACCGAGCGGACGCUUCUGGACCUGGAUGCAGAGGGGCAGAGUCAGGACAGCACUGUGCCUCUGUGCCGAGCUGAAAUGAACACACACAGAUCUACUCCUUAUGAGAUCCAGCAGGAGUUCUGGUCUUAGCGUGAAAAGGCUUGGCGGGGGGCGGGGCGGGCAGGCGACGGAGGGAGCUGGCUGGCACAGCCCUUUCCCAGAGUUGGGUCCCCUGAGAUCCAGCCCUACUUCUUGCACUGAUAAUGCACUUUGAAGAUGAAAGUGAUGGAAGCAGGGCCUUUCUCCCCAUGCCCACAGGAGAAGCUGUAUCAGCUCUGGCUAUGUAGGGGAGGGAGUGGUGCGUGCAUGUCCUCUACCCUCCAGAGUCUUCCUCGCCUUUUGGGUGACACUGCAGAGUCACUCAGCCAAAUUUGUCUGCUGCUGCUUCUCCUCAGCCACCUGGGUAUGCCCAGAGCUGUCCAGGGGUCCCUUUGUUAACCCUGAGUUCAACCUUCCCACAUACCAGUACUGGAUGCUCUAUGAUUGAUUCUGCUCCUUCAUGCUCACCCCCAACAUCUGUGAAUCAGAAUCUUUUUUGGUAUAAGAUAUGUCCCAGGUCCCUUUUGUGCGAGGGGAAAGAUUGAGUGCAAGAUGGCCUACUUUGGGGCCCUCUUGUUGAUGGGCUAGCUGUACCCCAGAUGCCCUGCCUAUUUAUUUACACCAUAGGUGAUAAGGGGAACUGGCCCACUGAGAACUGGGAGUUAGGAAAAAUACAGACAGGUUGCAUUGAAAAGGGUGCUGGAGUCUUUGUGUCCCUCUACGCCACUUGGAAACACUCAGUGAAGGGUAGAAACCAGCACUUAUCAAAGACCCCCAUCUACCCACUACGGUCAGCACACUGGCAUGCUAGGUUCUGAUAACACAUGCGUGUUCCUCCAGGAACAGCUUCUUGGGAAGACUCACUCACUGGUGCCAGUUCAGUGUUUGCCCCUUUUGUGGUUGGGUCCUUAUGUGUUUUCCCCUCUCUUGGUCUACCUUCCAGUCCCUGGAGUCAGUGGGCUUUAGGUCAUGUGUUCAGCUAGUGGAUGUCUCCACAGAGCAUAGGGGAGGGACUUCCCGGGCCUUGGGAGUUGGAAUUGCGGGGAUUCCUUCUAAGCCAGCCAUCCACAUUAUGAUGCCUGGGAAGUAAAAUGGUGUGCUUAGUUGUACCUUCUGUAAGUGGGCAACGUGGUAGAGUGACACUGUUUCUGAGGUGCUCCAUGAGUCACCAGCAGACAGUCGAUGUUGCGUCCUGAGUUCUGGAAGCUGACCAUGGCUGCCUGGGUCAGCACAGCCAGCGCUCGCACCAAGCUCUGCACGUGAACUGGGUAGGAUAGAUAAGAAAGACCAGUCCUGACCUGCCUGGUAUUUGUUUCCUGAACUUGAAUGUUGAACUUUGUCUAAAGCUUUCUCAUGUGUUUCUUCACCUUCUGCUAGUCUGAGGCCUCACCUGUGUGAGAACUGUGGUGUUUAUGUGGCAAUAAUAGUAUGACUGAUAGUGUAGUCCCCAGGUUGUGUUCCUUUUCCCACAAGACUUUAAAUGUUGCUUCACUGCCUUUUAUCAUGGAAUAUUCCCUGGCCAUGUUAGAGAUAAUAUGCAGGUUCCUUGUAUUGGCUGCUGAGAUACCAGGAUGGGGGGACUGCUACAGCUGGCAGAAGUGACAGGUUUGGUCACUGCGCAUUCACUGUUACUGUGGUACAAAAUCAAGGACAAAAGAGGUGACCUUGAUUUUCACAUCGUUCUUGUUUUAUGAGACCUUCUGCUCCAUCCUCUACCAGUGUUGUCCAAGAUUUUGUUACUGCAGCUCAUGUUUCUCUUGGUUUAUUAGAGUCAGUGUGUAAGAGAUAUUUGCCCCCGUAUGCCUACUUCUUGGCUAGGAGAGGAGCAGUGAAUUCUGUCUGUGGUUUUAGCUAACUCAGUGAUGACUCUCUUUCUUGAUGGGGAGUCAGAGACAAAUGGCCUCUGAUGUGCCCUUUUCUUGGGCCCUCCAAAAUCCCAAUCCCUAAACCCUUAGUUCCACUAAAUGGCUGUGAGGGAGGUUGUAGCCUAUGGUGUAAUCCAAACCACACUGGCUUGCCUGUGCACUGGCAUGAGACACGAAGUUUUCCCUUGCUUCCUUUUACUUUGUACCAUUUCGUUAGGUUGCAGCCAUUUUUUGCUUUCUUGUAGUGUAAAAGAUCUAGUAUAAUUUACAGGGCAACUACCAGCCUUUGAGUGAGAGGCUGAAUCUAGUUCUUACUAAUCCACCCAGGGGAAAGACAAGGGAGAGCUGAGUCUUGGCUGAGGAAAUAAUUGUUCCUGAAAGAAGCAAAAGCAGGAUUAUUCUACAGAUGCGUCCAUGAGCAUGUGAAAGUGUAGGAGUUACACAAUUGCUCGGUCUCUCCAGCCUGGUCUCUGAUGGCCCCCUGCAUGCCACAUUGUCUUUGGGGCACAGUGGGAGAUGGGAUGAGGAUCCUGGUGUAGCAGUCACUUGAGUGGCUUUCUCUCCGCCUAGGUGUCCUUUCUCUGUGGUCAUAGUCAGAAGCAGGCCCUGAAGCUAAGGAUAAAGCAGAAGCUGUUCUCUUUUCCCCGCGCUUCUGCUUAGGUGGUCACCACAAGGAAGAUGCUGAUAGGAACAGGUGCUGCUUUCUUCCCUGUAUCCUCGGUUCCUUCAGCUCCUGCCUCUGGUUUACUGCCUUGGGGAUCCAGGCCGCCGCUAAAAGCAGAGUAGAUUUCUCAGUUAUCCUUAUGUUAUUUCUCUUUUUUUUGUCUUUUUCCUUUUUAUCGGUACCGGGGAUCGAACUCACGACUGCCUGCUUGCAAGGCAGGCACUUAUGCCGCUGAGCUAAAUCCCCAGCCCCCACCUUAUGUUAUUUCUAAGAGGCUUUGGUGGUCAUUCUUAACUUGUCCUCCUUGGCAUCCCUAGGAUCUGAUAGUAAUAAUAAUGGUAACAACAAUGAUGUCUUACAUUUGGACAGCUCAGAAUAGGGCUGGCUUUUCCUUCUGACCUUUACAAAACGAUACCAUUUCCUUCAUUUAGCAUACUUGCCUGGUAUAGAAACGGGGGCUGCUUCGUACUGGGGAUUCAAGAGAAGAGAAAUUAAAAGACUUUGAACAGAUUGCUGUAUUGGGUUUCUAGGCUCUGAGACUGAACAAGUUGGCUCUGUUCCUCCAUUCUGCAUUUGCAGUGUGACCUUGGGCUUUUCUCUCAGUCCCUCUCAGAUUUCCUUCUUUUAAAAGCUAUCAUCACAUGUUUCCUUCACAAGGGUAAAAGGAGUCUGUGUCAGAGAAGGUCACUGAGGCACUGUGGCUCCCUGCCAGCUUGUAGAGGAAGCCUCCUCCAUCUCCACAAGAUGACUGUGUUGACAUUGGCAUGACUCUCACACCUUGGCCUCAAGGGAUCUUGCCUGUGUUUCAUCUUUUAACUUCUGGAAGAGGAAUGACUCAGACCUGGCUUAGCCUACCACAUGGGCACCAUGACCAGACAUGCACUCGUGACCAUGGUGUAGAGCACCUGGUGUGGACCAGCAUCCUCUCCAGAUUCCCUCCUUUCCCUGGCAGGCAGACCAUCAUCACCAUUUAUCUUGCUGAGGAGAAGAGGGGAGGUUGGUGGCAGCGACAGAGUGACAGUUUGCCAUCUCUGAUUUCUUGGAGUCUGUCCUAGGGUGUGAUUUGAUUAGAGCCUGGAAUCAGGCCAAUUCCUACAAGAAUCUUUGGGAAAGCUCCCCCUGGCUGUGGGACAUCAUAUGUCACAUGUGAGGAUAGAGAUCUGCACAGAGCCCCUACCCCUUGGGCCAUUGUUGCUCAGGUAUAGUAAGACACACCAGGGAUGCCUAGGCCUGAUGUUUGAUCAACACCCUGGCUCCAGUUAGUCCUCGUAUUGGAAACAUGUACUUCCACCCCACACAAGGAAACACUCCUAAGUCAUCAUCCCAGUGCCCACUCUAGGCAAGGAGUCUUCCACUUUUAAAUGAUCCUCAACCCCACUGCUGGAGCUUGAGCCCAAGGCCUUGUGUAUGUUAGUCAAGCGCUCUCUCACUGAGCUACAUUCCUAGUCUGCAAGCUCACUUUUAACAGACCGAAAAACAGUAGGUACUGUAGAGUGGCUGACUGGGAACUGUGUAUCUUGGGGUUGAAAGUCCAUGUGUCCCCCAAUACUCCCUGGGAAUGCACACCAAUGAGCAUUGUGUUUAUUUGAGUUAGGUGUGUGCGGAAGGACCUUGUCAGGCAAUUUAAAAGGACUUUUCACCUAUGGAAGAACCUGGGGGAAGAAGCAGGUCCUGCUGUUUGUGGGAAGCCUCUUUUCCUGAAGACUGGACCACUUUGUAGAUCUGGGGCAGGGGUGAAAGUGACCCUUUAUGCAUUGUGGCAAAAACUUGGUGAUCUGAGCUAUCCUCCUCCUACUUGUAAAUUUGCAAGUAUCUCUGCCCCUUUGGUCCCCAGACACCCAGAUAUGAAGUGAGAAUGAUGCUAUCUUCUAAUUAAAAUACACGAACCCUGCCAGGCAUAGUGAUACAUGCUUGUCUUAGCUAUGUGUAAGACCGAGGAUGAUCCCCAGAGCUCAGGAAAAUGCGGCCAGUCUGGAUGACAUAGUGGGACUCCAUCUCUUACAUGUCUGGUUCUGGAACCCCAGGUCCAGCACUGAUAAGCUCCACCUUGCUUGCCGUGGGAGAGGGUGUGUGUAUGUGUAAUGUAUAUCUUAUCAUAAGUCAAAAACAAUCAAAAUCCUGGCUUUUAUAUGGUUCAACCUAGUAUCUUCUGCCUCUGCCUUAGUUUCACCUGACAGUGAUUUCUUAUCAAGAUACGGUUGUUAUGGCUGGCGUGGUGGCACAUGCAUGUUAUCGUGGCACUUGGGAAGCUAAGGCAGAAGGAACACUGACUUCGAGGCCUGCCUUGGCCACAUAAUUAAAUUCAAGGCCAGCCUGAAUUGCAUAGUGAGACAUGGUGAGAGCCUGUCUCAAAAAACAAAAACAAAAAAAGGUUGUUAGGGACACAUUCCAAAAACAUCUCUUUAUUUCAAGCAGAUAGGUAUUUUUCUAGAUAAAGAAUUCAAAUGAAUAAAAUUCCAUGUAUAAAAGGGGAAAAAAUCCUGUUGUUUCUGGAGUGACUUUGGCCCUGGUCCUUGCCCUGCUUUGGCUGAAUGGGUUUCAACCAUCUCAGGUGCCAGUGUUGGAAAGCAGGAGGUGAGAGCUGAAAUCCUAGUUGAUUAAGGCUAAUUAAUAGGUGCCUCAACAGUCUGCCCAGCCCCAAGUUUCUGAUUGGCUCUGCAGCGAGUCAGUUGCUCAUAGGCUUUCUCAGACACUUUCAAAGUAUAUUCCAUUCAUCCUGGAGAGAUCACUAUCUCAUCAGGCUCCCCUCAUAUUUUCUGUUGUGGGUCUAAAAGCCUCCUGGCCUCCUUAAGCUGUCCCGGGAACCCUGGGGUUGGCUGCUUUAGCUUGAGCCGGGCCCCUCCUGAUUCUUAGUGCUUCUGGCUUCUGCAGUUGCUUAUCAGAGCCCACUUUGCACUUUGAGCUAGAAAGAGGAGACUGGGCCUGGCUGGUUGCCAGAGCUGGGAGUUUUCCAUACCCUUCUGUUUCCACAGGAAACAGACCCGCCUUCCCCUUGACCUGUUUUCCCACGGACUGGUUUGACCUGUCCUCCCCGCAGUCCCCACCACCUUGUUUUACUGGACUGAUUGGCAGGCAGGCAUUACUACAUGGGAGUCUCAGGAGGGGAUACUUGAAGGCUGCUUUUCCUACUGGGAUGGGCAGGAUUGGAAUGGCUGUAAGACUAUUCUGGCCAAUGAAGGCCCCAUGGAUAUAGUGUAACUUGCUCAGCUUUCACUGAAGUUUAAGGCAAGAUUCAGAAAUGUGUUGUCUACAUUCCUGAAAUACUUAUUUACCCAGACACCUGCUUUUACCAAGAAGGAGCCCGACGGUACUGUGUUCAUCAUGGAUAUUUUUCAUUAAUUUUGAUUUUUUAGAACUACUUUGAAAUAUGUUUUGUAUUUUGAUUAAUGAGUUUUCUAUGCUUCUUAAAUUUCACAUCCAAUAAGAGUGCCUCACUCCCUUCAUCCAGGUUUAGUGAGCUGAAUAUGGUUUAGGGGCCAUUGUCAAGUAAGAGUUUCAGGGAUUGUUUUCUAAUUCCCUUUCCCUCAAGUCCUGAGUGAGGCUGGGAGCUCUCUGGGUGUGUUUGCAUUUCUUUCUUUUGUGUGUGUGUGUGUUUUUGUAUUUUUACCGGUACCAGGGAUUGAACUCGCGACCACACACUUGCAAGGCAGGCCCUUAUGCCGCUGAGCUAAAUCCCCAGCCCCUACAUUUCAAUAAGAGUGUUUUCCUUUAACCUUGGGCCCGUGACCCUUUGAUGUUCCCUGAAGACCUUUCAGACUCUCUGGAGCCCUGAGGCCCCUUCAUUGGCGUGGGCCUGAGGUGGGGUGGGGAUGGGGACAGGAUUAGGUAUAAAGAAGAUCCUCAAACCUCUUUGGAAGUCUGAAUCCUGGGAAUGAAUAAGCAUCAUUGAUUCUCCCAGAUCUCCAAAGGGCUGCAGCAAAUGGAAGCUGUUUCGUUCCCUGGCUCUGCAGGAGCUGUGAUGCCAAGCCCUGUGCCUACACAGCCUUCAAGAUGUUGCCCAUCACACCUCCACCAGCACCAUUCUCACAAUCAUCGUCUAUUGUCUUCAUUUUACUCUUGUCACCUACCUCGGGUUCCAGGAGCCAGGCCUGCUAUGGCGCUUUCCUUCAUCAUUGUCAGGCAAUGCAGGGAUUUACCUUGACCUAGAUACAAGACUAAUGAUAUAUUAUAAGAAACCGUAAGAGUUCAUAUACUUUUUGACUCGGUAAUUUUGGCAUUGGAUAUUACCCUCAUCCAAGGUAUGGAAACAGGUUCGGAUGGCCAUACGGCACGGCUAGAGUCACACCACGGGGAAGCAAGUUGUACAUCUGGGUGGUCCCAGUAUCAUCCCUUUCCUCUAAGCACAUUUGUAGGCCACUUUUGAGGGGCCUAGAGAUGACUGUGUCCACGAGGGCCACCUCGGCUUGGAGAUCACCCUUUAUCAGAGAGGUGUCAUGUCCCACUGUCUGUCCCCAAAACUCAGCGACUUCCUCUCUUCUGCAGGCUGCUUGCUGCUCCUCCAUUACUCGCCAUGACUUCAGGGAUUCAGACCACAUUGCGCGGAAUGUGUCCACUCUGCAGCUUGUUUCCCAGCACCACUGUGGGCCUCUCUUCUAGGUCCAGCCUAGAAUUGUCCUGUGAUUGCUUCUGUUACAGCUUCAAUCCAUUUUUCUCCCAGUCUCCUGAGCUUGAAAGCCUUACUGUAGCUUGCGUCUGCUCUUUGAGAACUUGAGAUCAGGCUGAUGUCUUCUUGUCGCAUUGAGCCACAUGCCCUUAGUACUUAGCUAUAGCAAAGCAGGUGAUGAACUCUUUAAUGUUCUCUGCUUUCCCUUACUACCUACUCUGCACACUCACCCACCACACACAUCCACACUCAGACAUAACAGAGUCUAAGACUAUUUUAGAGGAUCUUAGGGAAAUCUUGGAGUUGGGUUUUACUUAGUUUGCAGAAAAGCUUUCUUUGGGAUUUUCCUUCCCCAUGGGCCUUGAAAUCUAGGUACCUAAGUGAAAGUUCACAUAGCUAUUUGUUUAUCUCUGUAAGUAGCUGCUAGCUUUUAUCCCCAGACGUUCUCUGCAUCAGUGUUUUAUGAGUAUCUGUCUUGAUCUGUUGUCCUCGAAUUCCCAUCUUGCUUAGAGAUUUAAGUUAUUGUAUCUUGGCAACAAUAUUUAAAGAUGGAGAAGUCCUGAGGGAAACUUGUCACAUUCUUUCCUUUGGCUGGCUCAUCCAUCUCUCCCCCACCCCUUUCCUUCCUCCAUUUUUGUUUCAUUUCUUUUUCUUUGUUUUUCUUUUUUUUUUUCCUCCCUUAACUCCCUUUUUCCCUCGCUCCUGGUUUUUUGUUUGUUUGUUUUUUGUUUUUUAAGGUACUGUAAAUUGUUAACUAGGGAUGCCAAGCAGGCUUGGUUCAAUGGCUAAACCUCUCAUUGUAUUACAGUGUAAUGCUGAUCUCAGCCUGGUCUCCACACCAGAGCACACAGAGACUUGAAUAAAACUGUUAUAAUGAUCA
Cavia porcellus (domestic guinea pig) is the source of this 11599-nucleotide messenger RNA. It is a transcript of the gene Map3k9, whose product is annotated as mitogen-activated protein kinase kinase kinase 9. Gene Ontology annotation, molecular function: ATP binding; protein binding; MAP kinase kinase kinase activity. The record is from RefSeq and is a predicted model, not a curated record. Gene Ontology annotation, cellular component: cytoplasm. Gene Ontology annotation, biological process: signal transduction; protein phosphorylation. Lineage: Eukaryota; Metazoa; Chordata; Mammalia; Rodentia; Caviidae. Bases 330 to 3638 code for a protein of 1102 amino acids. The transcript is spliced from 12 exons.